AAUGGCGAUGCCUGCGUUUCUCUUUUUCAGUCGCUUUACACAACACUUUAGCAACACAAAUUUUAACACUAAAAUACUGUACGAGCGGUUCUUUUAAUUAAAUUGCACUAUUAUCAAGGAUGCGCGGUGAACUUACGCCACAGACGUGCCGGGUGUGCCUGGAGACCAGCGCUCGGCUGCAGCGCCUGGACGAAUCCCGCGAGGAAGGCGAGGAGACGCCAAACGAGAUGUUGAUCCAACUAUUGGGAGUCUCGUACAGCAAGCUGAACGACAAGGAACAGAUACCAGACGGUAUCUGUAAGUCGUGCAAGGUGGAACUCAACAUGGCCUACCAGUUCCGCGAGAAAGCGCUACGAAAGCAGGCCGAGAUCGAGGACUAUUGCCGGGAAAUGGGCCUUCUGGACGAGUCCGAUGAUAUGCUGAUCAAGGAGGAGGACGGCUCUCAGACUCACUGUGACGAGGAGAUGUACAUCCUGGAGGAGACUACCACUGGAGAGGAAGAAGACCACCAGCAGGAAAAGGAGCCGGAGGAGUACCUAGAAGUAGACGCUAGCGAGCAGCAGGAGUGCAUCGGCGACACCAUCGAAUAUCUGGAAGACAACUACACCAUUGAAAUGAACCCGGACCAAACAGAGAUCGUCUUAGAGGCUGAAAAGCAGUACGAAGAGACGCCCUCGCAGCAAAUAGCGCUCGAGGAGGCGGCCAAGGCAAGCUUGAAGGCACGUCGCGGGCGCGUUCGUCGAGGCUUGAACUCUCUGACCACUUCUGACGGCACCGAGAAGGGCGGCUACAUCUGCGAUGUCUGCGGCAACUUCUACGAGAAGCGCGGUCGGAUGAUGGAGCACCGAAGGCGCCACGACGCCAUCUGCCAGUACACGUGCGAACUGUGCGAUGCCAAAUUCCAGGUCCGCGAACAGCUGCGAAAGCACAUGUACUCUCACACGGGCAGCAAGCCCUACAAAUGCAGCUUCUGCAGCAGGCAAUUCUUCUACGAAAGUGUCUUGAAGUCCCAUGAGAAUGUUCACCGCGGCAUCAAGCCCUAUGUGUGCAAGGUGUGCGACAAAGCAUUUGCCUACGCACACUCGCUGACCAAGCACGAGUUAAUACACACGGACAUUAAGUUGUACCGAUGUGAUUACUGCCACAAGGACUUCCGACUGCUGCACCACAUGCGCCAGCACGAGGAGACCAAACUACAUCAGAACGCCGUAAUGCUGGCGGAGAGUAUGAAGGUUGAAAUGGUACCCGAAGAGGAAGACGCUCACGAAAUCAGAAUUCAGGCUCGUUGAUGCAAUACACCCAAAUAGAUAUUUUAUUUUUCUUAACAUACUGUAUAAUACGCAAAUAUAAUCCCACAGUCCUAUUUUGUAACUCUAGCUCAUAGCAGAUACAUAUAAGAACUAAAUGUUAAUACUUUAACUUCUUUCGAUCAUAAAUAAAGUUAAGUUUAAUUAAAAAUAUGUA
Molecule: messenger RNA, 1464 nt
Organism: Drosophila ficusphila
Lineage: Eukaryota; Metazoa; Arthropoda; Insecta; Diptera; Drosophilidae
Product: zinc finger and SCAN domain-containing protein 12
Exons: 4
Coding region: 120-1289 (389 amino acids)
Biological process (GO): regulation of transcription by RNA polymerase II
Cellular component (GO): nucleus
Molecular function (GO): RNA polymerase II cis-regulatory region sequence-specific DNA binding; zinc ion binding; DNA-binding transcription factor activity
Source: RefSeq, a predicted model, not a curated record